Molecule: messenger RNA, 637 nt
Organism: Cryphonectria parasitica EP155
Lineage: Eukaryota; Fungi; Ascomycota; Sordariomycetes; Diaporthales; Cryphonectriaceae
Exons: 1
Coding region: 9-581 (190 amino acids)
Source: RefSeq, a predicted model, not a curated record
UGUCGUCCAUGGUUACGGUCUUCAAAAUACUAACAUGUCGUGUGAUCAAAGACUCACCGUCGCUGCCACGGGAGCAUGAUAUAGCCACACGGCCCCACCCUGAGGAGGCCGAAAGCCCCUCCACACCCACACAGCCUCAGUCGGACUCUUCAGAUGCCCAGCGUAGGGCAUUCCAAUUUGUCUCGAGGGGCGUCUCCAUCGCGCUGUGCCUCGCCUCCCUGUCCUCUGCAGGCCCAGACGAGGGGCCAUCGGAUGCUCUGUCUCGACUGCAGCCCGAUAUUGAACGCUACUUCUUCUCACUCCCUAUCAUCUGUGCUGGGACGUUCCGAGAUCUCGCUUUCCGGGGUGAUGCCAGGGCACUAGUUGUGCUGUUGCAUUUCUACCGUGCGGCACGAGUCCUUCUCACCGGUCCCCAGAGCUGGUGGGCAUGCGAGAGGAGUCGAGUCCUCGAGAGCCUGAUUUUGAGAGAUCUGACAGCCAAGGGGCUAGAGGCUUACGCCUGGGCGCCUGGGUGGGAAGCAAGCCAGGAUGCGUCGGCGCAGCCUGUCAGUCAAGAUAGAAAAGAAGGGUGUCAGCUCUAGUUUGACACGUCAUGGCGAUCAAUCCAAUCCAGUCGGAGCGUCCUCAACUUUGACAG